GAUGUCCAUGGUGUCGUCUGCCGGAAACUCGAAAGAAGAAGAAGAAAAGGGCAGAGUUUACAGUCGCGACACAAACGUCAGCGACGAUAUAUAACAUUCAAAAAUGUUAAAAGAGUUGGUGAAGGAUCGACUAAUGGUGGCAGCCGAUGAAAUAUUCCGCCUGUUUGAAAGAACGAUAUCGUCAUACGAGGCGGAACUUUGCAGAACAAGAGAAGAGAACGAGCGACGACGACAACAAAUGGAAGCUGCCCGCAAGACUCAAAUUGUGAUUCAGGUUAAAGGUACUUGAACUCCUCCACUUGGGGCAGGGUCUCCUCCCCAACCCGGAGAUGGCCCUCCACCCUUUUCCGGGCGAGAACUAUGGACUCGGACUUGGAGGUGCUGAUUCUCAUCCCAGUCCCUUCGCACUCUGCUGCGAACAGAUCCAGUGAGAGCUGAUGAUCCUGGCCAUCAGGACCACAUCAUCUGCAAAAAGCAGAGACCUAAUCCUGCGGCCACCAAACAGGAACCCCUCAACGCCUUGACUGCACCUAGAAAUUCUGUCCAUAAAAGUUAUGAACAGAAUCGGUGACAAAGGGCAGCCUUGGCGGAGUCCAACCCUCACUGGAAACUGCCGGCAAUGCACUGAUCAUACCGCCUCAAUCAGACAGUCCGUUACCCCAUACUCUCUGAGCACUCCCCAGAGGAUUUCCCGAGGGACACGGUCAAAUGCCUUCUUCAAGUCCACAAAGCACAUCUAGACUGGUUGGGCAAAGUCCCAUGCACCCUCAAGGACCCUGCCGAGAGUAUAAAGCUGGUCCACAUGACGAUAUCCAGCAGCUGAUUGGUCGUCAAGAUGAAAUUCCCUCCCAGCAACAGGACGGGAGCUCCACUUUGAAGCAGAAAGAUCCACAGCCCCCCUACAUCAAAGAGGAAGAGGAGGAACUCUGGAUCACUCAGGAUAGAGAGCAUCUUCUACCGUUGAAGGAAGACGAUCACGCUGGUGUCUCUGUGAAGACCGAAUACCAUGAAUACAAACCACCCGAGUCCUCACAGCUUCAUCACAGUCUAAGUGAGAAGAACAAAGGGGAAGAGCCUCCCAGAAGCAGCUCACCAGAAAGCAUAACAGAAGAUGAUGAGGACUGUGGAGGAUCACAAGCAGACAACCUCUUCGCUCCACUCUCGGAUAGUGAAGACACGUCGUCACACUUUCCUGAGGACGAAAACGACGCCCAACAACCUUUGAGCAGCAAUACAGACUGUAAAGGGGAUAUGAGGACUCACUCUGAAGACUCGGAAAAGGUGACAGUUAAAAAACUUGGAGUUUUGGGUGACAUUCACAAGGGAACACAAAUAGUACAAAAAAAAUUUAGUUGUUCAGUGUGCGGUAAAAUUUUCUCUCAAAAGUCCUACGUGGUAAGACACAUGAGAACGCACACAGGUGAACAAUGUUUUAGUUGUUCCGUUUGUGAUAAAAGGAUCUCCAGUAAGUCGAAUAUGGUAAAACACAUGAGAACACACACGGAGGAAAAACCUUUUAGUUGUUCAGUAUGCGGUAAAAUAUUCUCUCAAAAGUCAUAUGUGGUAAAACACAUGAAAACACACACAGCGGAAAAACUUUUCAGUUGUUCAGUUUGCGGUAAAAGAAUCUCCGUAAAGUCGAACAUGGUAAAACACAUGAGAACACACACGGGAGAAAAACCUUUUAAGUGUUCAUUGUGCGGCAAAACGUUUACUCAAAAGUCAACUAUAAAAAGUCACAUGAGAACACACACAGGAGAAAAACCUUUUCGGUGUUCAGUGUGCAGUAAAAUGUUCUGUGAUAAAUCAACCAUGAAUAGGCACAUGAGAACACACACGGGAGAAAAACCUUUUUGUUGUUCAGUGUGUGGGGAAAAAUUCUCUCAAAAGACCUAUAUGGUAAAACACAUGAAUAAACACACACAGGCGAAACACAAUAAUCCUGUGUCUUGGAGCAAAAACAUUAACGGCCUACUGAAACCCACGACUACUGACCACGCAGUCUGAUAGUUUAUAUAUCAAUGAUGAAAUAUUAACAUUGCAACACAUGCCUAUACGGCCUUUUUAAAAGUUUACUAAAAAAAAAAAUUUCCUGUUAAAAACUUUUGUAUGAUGACGCGCUCGAGACGUCUCGGAUUGUAGCGGACAUUUUUUUUCCAGCCUUAUCCAAGCUAUAAGUAGUCUGCUUUAAUCGCAUUAUUACACAGUAUUUUGGACAUCUGUGUUGCUGAAUCUUUUGCAUUUUGUUCAAUUAAUAAUGGAGACGUCAAAGAAGAAAGAUGUAGGUGGGAAGCGGCGUAUUGCAGCUGCCUUUAGCAACACAAACACGGCCGGUGUUUCCUUGUUUACAUUCCCGAAGGUGAAGCUUUACUAUGGAACAGAGCGGUCAAGCGAACAUGGUUCCCGACCACAUGUCAACCGGCAGGUUUCGGUGAGAAAAUUGUGGUAAAAAGUCGGCUCUUACCGUAGACAUGAACGGAGCUUGCGGCCUCCUGCAGCUGCGGACUCUCUUGCUUCCUCCCACCGGAGACAUUAGCGGUCACCACACCCGUGGACACACCCCUCCGACAUUCAGGUACCAUAUUAUCUCACUAAAACACUAGUAACACAAUAAGCAGAUGAGGGAUUUUCCAGAAUUAUCCUAGUAAAUGUGUCUAAUAACAUCUGAACCGCUCCAACUGCCCCCGCCUUUUUUUUCCUAGUCCUUCACUCUCACUAUCCUCAUCCACGAAUCUUUCAUCCUCGCCCAAAUUAGUGGGGAAAUCGUCGCUUUCUCGGUCUGAAUCGCUCUUGCUGCUGGUGGCUAUGAUUGUAAACAAUGUUCAGAUGAUCAAGUAUGACACACAGAAUGGACCUGCUAUCCCCGUUUAAAUAAGAAAAUCUCAUUUCAGUAGGCCUUUAAUUCAGCAGCACUCCCAAAGAUGCACAAUUGACAAAAACCUUUAAGUUACCCAGCCUGCACUAGUCUAGUCGCCGUAGUCUAGAUGGUGGCAAUGAUGAAUGGUCUGAAAGACAUAGAGAAUAGCCAAGCUAAACUUGCACGAAAACCAACAUUUUAUUUUAAAGUAGUGGAACAGAGGAUGCUGGAGAAGGUAAGAAAGAAAUCAAGUUGUAAAUAGGACCAUUGUGAAGAAUGUGAAGUUACCUAGGGCGGUAUAGCUCGGUUGGUAGAGCGGCCGCGCCAGCAACUUGAGGGUUGCAGGUUCGAUCCCCGCUUCCGCCUUCCUAGUCAAUGCCGUUGUGUCCUUGGGCAAGACACUUUACCCACCUGCUCCCAGUGCCACCCACACUGGUUUAUAUGUAAAAAUUAGAUAUUGGGUUUCACUAUGUAAAGCGCUUUGAGUCACUAGAGAAAAAGCGCUAUAUAAAAUAUAAUUCACUUCACUUCACGCCCUUGACGAAAGCAAUUAAAAAGGGAUGAGGAAAAUCAAAUAACAGAAGAUUUUUUAAUAAAUUAUUGGUGGUGUUAAAGGG
This is a messenger RNA of Nerophis ophidion (straightnose pipefish), 3474 nucleotides long. Its product is annotated as gastrula zinc finger protein XlCGF57.1-like. The record is from RefSeq and is a predicted model, not a curated record. The transcript is spliced from 3 exons. Bases 709 to 2007 code for a protein of 432 amino acids. Gene Ontology annotation, cellular component: nucleus. Gene Ontology annotation, molecular function: RNA polymerase II cis-regulatory region sequence-specific DNA binding; DNA-binding transcription activator activity, RNA polymerase II-specific. Gene Ontology annotation, biological process: regulation of transcription by RNA polymerase II. Lineage: Eukaryota; Metazoa; Chordata; Actinopteri; Syngnathiformes; Syngnathidae.